AUGAGAGAAAUUAUUCACUUGCAAACAGGACAAUGUGGUAACCAAAUCGGUCAAAAAUUUUGGGAAGCAAUCUCUGCUGAACAUGGUCUCGACCCUUCCGGUUCUUACCAUGGCGAUAGUGAUCUACAAUUAGAACGUAUUAAUGUAUAUUACAAUGAAGCUAUGGGUGGUAAAUAUGUUCCAAGGGCUGUACUAAUAGAUCUUGAGCCUGUAACUAUGGAUUCUAUCAGAUCUAGUCCAUAUGGUCAACUUUUCCGUCCUGAUAAUUUCGUAUUUGGACAAUCUGGAGCUGGUAACAACUGGGCCAAGGGUUAUUACACUGAAGGCGCUGAAUUGGUUGAUUCCAUCUUAGAUGUUCUCCGUAAAGAAUCAGAAUCUACUGAUUGUCUUCAAGGCUUCCAAGUCACUCACUCUCUUGGAGGAGGUACUGGAUCCGGUCUUGGUUCUUUAUUAUUAUCCAAGAUUCGUGAAGAAUAUCCCGAUAGAAUGUUAUGUACAUUCUCGGUGGUUCCAUCGCCAAAAGUAUCUGACACUGUUGUGGAGCCUUACAACGCUACCCUUUCUGUUCAUCAACUAGUAGAAAACAGCGAUGAAACUUUCUGUAUUGAUAAUGAAGCUUUAUAUGACAUUUGCUUCCGUACACUUAAAUUGAAUAAUCCAAGUUAUGGUGAUCUUAACCAUCUCGUGUCAGCUGUCAUGAGCGGUAUCACAACAUGUUUACGUUUCCCUGGUCAAUUAAAUAGUGACUUGAGAAAACUUGCUGUCAAUAUGGUUCCAUUCCCUCGUUUACAUUUCUUCAUGGUUGGUUUUGCGCCAUUAACUUCUCGUAGUUCACAAGGUUUUCGCGCUCUCACAGUACCAGAGUUGACUGCACAAAUGUUCGAUGCACGGAAUAUGAUGGCCGCAUCAGAUCCUCGUCAUGGACGAUAUUUAACUGUCGCGACUAUUUUCCGCGGUAGACUAUCAACAAAAGAAGUUGAACAGCAAAUGCAUACGAUUCAAAUGAAAAAUAGUUCAUACUUUGUAGAAUGGAUUCCAUCAAAUGUUAAGAUUUCCGUUUGUGAUAUUCCACCAGUUGGUCUCACCAUGUCUGGUACUUUCGUCGGUAACAGCACCGCCAUCCAAGAAUUGUUUAAACGCAUUAAUACGCAGUUCACUGCUAUGUUUAGACGAAAAGCUUUCUUGCAUUGGUAUACUGGGGAAGGUAUGGACGAGAUGGAAUUUACCGAAGCUGAAUCUAACAUGAACGAUUUGGAAGAAGUUGGUGACGAUUAUGAAGGUGAAGGUGAAGAAUAUGCUGGAGAAGAGGAAGCCGAAUAA
Molecule: messenger RNA, 1320 nt
Organism: Funneliformis geosporum
Lineage: Eukaryota; Fungi; Glomeromycota; Glomeromycetes; Glomerales; Glomeraceae
Source: the annotation of a GenBank genome assembly